Messenger RNA from Oreochromis niloticus (Nile tilapia), 5581 nucleotides. RefSeq names its product cornichon family AMPA receptor auxiliary protein 2 (gene cnih2). Bases 1605 to 2087 code for a protein of 160 amino acids. NCBI's taxonomy places the organism in Eukaryota, Metazoa, Chordata, Actinopteri, Cichliformes, Cichlidae. Gene Ontology annotation, biological process: vesicle-mediated transport. The record is from RefSeq and is a predicted model, not a curated record. The transcript is spliced from 6 exons.
GGGAGAGCAAACAAGAGAGGGAGGGAGACAGAGCGAUGCUAUUGGCUGACCGUUAUAACAUCAACCGUGAUGGAAAUAUUUCUCUUGCAGUCUAAGAAAUAGAGGAAGAGACAGCCAGAGACAGUAGACUCAGGAAGCACAUUCAGGUCUGUUUUCAAAAUCUUUGAAAGGGAUGAAAAGAAGGGGCAGUUAAGGAAGAAAGAAAGGAAAAAGAAAGCAGGGUACACGAGGAGCAGGAGAGAUGAUAGUAAGGUGGACUCAGUAACUUAUGACUCCUGAGGGCUGUGGAGAUUAUUUUUUUUACUUGAGAACAGGAGCACUUUAUUUUUCUUUUAAAUCAGCACGAAUGGGUUUCAACAUGUAGACACUCCGCAGGCUUCUGUGUAAAUAUUUCCCUGCUAGAAUUUAACUAUUUAACCUGCACAUCAGCAGAGACAAGGCUUCACGUUUUUUGUUUUUGUUUUUUGGAGAUAACUGAGGGAUGCGCUUGAGACAAACAUGCAGAGCAGACAGUUCUGACAUGGUGUCGACCCAAAUUGACAGAGAAGAGGAAAGAGUGGACUGUUCAGUGGCAGACACGUCUCCUACCACGCACAGGUAUUCGCUACUCGAUAUUAAGGUCAGUCAAGAUGUCGAUCCAUGCUAACUGAAACUAUCAAUAAUGUAUCGUGAUGUCGCAUCUCUAAGCCCUCUUGAAGUGCUAACUAAUCUUUCGAUUCAAUUAGAAUAUCUGCUGCCUCAGUGAUUUACCCUUCUCACUUUGUGAAAUCAGCAGUGGCAAGUUGUGAUUUGCUUUGUCAGAAUAUAACUGUGUAACGUGCAAAGCAAUACCUUGAAUCUCAGCUAGGAUGUAAAUAAUUACUCAGCAGUUUAGCCAUCAUUAUAAGUAAAGACUCUGUAAAUAACAACUCGCAGAUGUAAACCUGUUAACUAUGAUAUGGAAAUAUAUGCGUCAUUAAUUGUGUUCUGGAUCCCGGAGCAACAGAUGAACAGAAAGCCAUACAACAAACUACAAAAACUACAAAAAGCCAUAACCGACUGGGACAAUAAUUCUCGCUGUUUUUACUGCUCUUAGUAUCGACUAGAAACCUGUGCUUCUGUUGUCGGCGUGUCAGUCAGACUCUUGGUGGUUUGUGAGUAAAAACAAAAAAGAAAAAAAACCCCAUGAUGUGUAGGUUUUGUCUAAAGAGAAACUGCAGGGAGGACAAGGAGGAGACAGACAUUUUCCCUGUCAGAGACUGAAAAGAGGAGCACUGAGCCAGCGGCAGACUACUGUGGCUGUGAACAGACAUAUAAGUGCUUCCUAGAUCAAAGCAAGGAAGGAGCUGUCCUGCUGUCAGAUUUACAAAAAGAGACAAAGACAGAAAGCAAGUAAGCAGUGGAGCUGCGACGUCAGCUGAUUAUUGAUUGUUACUAAAACUGAGUGCUUUACCCACCUGGACAAUAUAGACUCAGCUUGCAUCAAAGGGGAAAACCAACAAUAGCCUCUACCAGAGUAAAAGGAGGAGGGGGAGUGACCAGUAGCCAGAGAGAGGCAGAGAGCAGGGAACCAGUUUCCUUUCUCUCUCUUCACCCGUGUCCUUGUCAGGCUGGCUGGUGCAGCCAUGGCGUUCACCUUUGCGGCCUUCUGCUACAUGCUCACCUUGGUACUGUGUGCAGCUCUCAUCUUCUUUGUCAUAUGGCAGAUCAUUGCGUUUGAUGAGCUUCGCACAGACUUCAAAAACCCCAUCGAUCAGAGCAACCCCACCAGAGCGAGAGAAAGGAUUCUCAACAUUGAAAGGAUCUGCAACCUGCUUCGUAGGUUGGUGGUACCGGAGUACUCCAUCCACGGUCUCUUCUGCCUGAUGUUCAUGUGUGCUGGAGAGUGGGUCACACUUGGCCUAAAUAUCCCGCUGCUCUUCUACCAUCUGUGGAGGUUUUUUCAUCGGCCCGCUGAUGGCUCAGAGGUCAUGUAUGAUCCUGUCAGCGUGAUGAACGCGGACAUUCUCAACUACUGUCAGAAAGAGUCCUGGUGUAAGCUGGGCUUUUAUCUUCUCUCAUUUUUCUAUUAUCUCUACAGUAUGGUCUACGCCUUGGUGAGCUUCUAACAAACAGGAGAGAUGAAGAAAUAAAAUAACUGUAAAAGAAAAAUUGGAGAACAAACGGAGACACAAACCUUUACUUUCUCCAUGUACUGACCUUUCUGGCUUUGGGCUUUGGAAGUCUAACUUUGGACAAAGCAUGAAGAACAAUUUGAGUGAAUGUGAAUUUUUUCGAAAAAGCCUCUUUUCGAUUGUAUCAUUGUACACCCGAUACUGCUGUCGGACAACCGGAUGAAAUCUUGAAGGACUGAAACGCAGGUGUUUGUGUUGCCUUUGACCCAUUUUACAAUUUAACAAUAUUUCUGAAGGGCUGGAUUUUCCCCACGCUGCUCUUAAUAAUCCAGUCGCUCAACUCACUGUGAAUCUCCAAACACUUGGGGACUGGAAAAUGAAAAAUUAUGUCUGUAUUCUUUGACUUUGACAAUGUACUAAAAGCAGGAUUGUUUUGCAUAUGGAAACUCUGACGUCAAACCGUUACUCUGAUCGUGUUGCAGGAAAUGGGUUAGCAGUGUAAGAGGUUUAAUGGAGUGUGCACAGACACCUUUAACCAGGACAGAGGAUAAAGAUUUUCCUGAUGCCAGUCUCUGCCAAACGCAAAGUCAAAUGAGACAAAAAAUAAAUGAAAAAUAAAGCAAGGAAUUAUCCAGGUUUGACUUAAAUAAGUUUGACUUUAAGGGUCAAUGCUUGUGAUGCGCAUUCAAAAUAGGUGUGUCCAUACGUGAGAGGGCAUAUUUUACGCUAUAUGCUAGGUUCAUGCUUUCCAAAGAGCGUUCAGCUCAAACAUGCCAAAAUGUUACCGCUGAAAAUCAUUGUGCCAAAUAUAAAAUCAAGGUCAAAAGAAAAAUGAUGAGACUAGAAAGUAGUUGCAGUAUUUUGUGCUCUCAGACCUUAUCUUUAAUUCUACUUUCUUUAGCACAUUAUUUUAUUGGCACAAUAUUUUUUUUCCUCAAAAAAACAAAACAAAAAAACUUUAGUUUUGUUGUUUUUUAGUGUGCAGGAAGCACCUUAUUCCUCUUUCCAGUGAUGUUUACUUUUAUUCAUCUGCAUUUAUACUAUAGUCAUUUUAGCACAGCAACUCUUCUCUGAUUCGAGGUAGAAUAGCAUAGCAUAGUCAUCUCAUGUACAAAAAAGCAAUUAAUAACAGUAAUCUAGCAAUGUAAAUUGAGUCAUGAGACAUAUCGAUCCAGUGUUAUUCAGUGUUUGUAACAGUGAGUGGGACAAAAGUGGCAGAUGAGACAAUAACAACUCUACGACAGUGUUUCAGCUGUUUAAGAAGUGCGAUGACAGCGAACACAUCGCAAUACAUCUGCAAACAUACAGCUUCAAAGGUGACAGACGUAAGAGACACACAAUCUUGCUGAUGACCAAGAUUUAUAAACAGUAAGGCCUUUCCGCGGCUGGCCUUUGUGUUCAUUAGAUGGAUCUGUUUGCAGAUAAGUGAUGGUUCAGAUGUGUGAUAUCAGUAGGAAAACAGAAACUCUGGGGGCCUGAGAACAAGCUGUGAUAUUUGCCAUACACCAACUCCAGGUGUACUAAAUGGUGGUGCCUGAUAGACAAACUGUGGGCUCAGAUAAAAAUGAGGUAAGGAGUCUCCGGAGAACACGGGUGGGCGAUUCUCAGCUGCUAGACAUGGCUGGCUGUAAUCAGUUACCUUGCCCCCAGCCCUGACUAACCACGUCUUACUGUCAAGGAAUGCCCACUUAAAAUAAUGGUCUCAGCCGCUGCAGCCUACUGAAGUUCUUGUUACGUAGAAGGAUUCACAGCAAAAAUUGACACACUGUCGUGACCUUUAUCCAAUAAUUAAAUAGUAGGUCUGUUUAAAUAAAUUUAAUUACAUUUUAUUUUCAUAGCACAAAAUCACAACAACAGUCACAUUCAUAUUAUAAAGACCCUACAAUAAUAGAGACAAGACCCCAACAAUCAAACGACCCCCUAUGAGCAAGCACUUGGCAACAGUGGGAAGUAAAAACUCCCUGAUCAUUCGACCAGUGGUAAAAGUAACUGUAGAAUUUUCCAGUGUGUUUGCAAUAAAUGAAAUGUAUUUCUAAUGAAAACGAUAUUUUCUUUAGAAAACACCCACACUGCACUGUAUACCAGUGCUUGAGGCUGUUUUGCUAAGCUCAGCAAAUUCAAUACAAAUGUGAACACCAGUGUUUGUGUACAUCAGCAUUUCACGCUUUCUUGCCCUGCCUGUACGACUCAGUCCCAAGCCCAUAUUUUUCACUGUAGUUUUAGCAAAUGUCCCUCAAAACAGGAAUAAAUGCAAUAUUUCUUAUAGAUAUAUUUUUAGAAGUGGAAACAUUUUUGCAUCAGCACUUUUUCCGGCAACAGCACUGUGUUUAUCAGAUUCAUAAAACAUUAGCCCCAUGAUCAUUUGUGAAGCUGAAACAGUGGGGGGAACAAAAUGUAUCAAGCCUUUGCUACAACUGUAAUACUCACAUCAGCUGAAUUGUGGUUUGUUAAUUUUCACAGAAUGUGCUGGCAAUUUGGAAAGGAUGACUUUAAUUCCUAAUAUUCAAUUCAGUUUUAUUUAUAUAGCUCCAAACCACAACAACAGUGGCCUCAAGGUGGUUUAUAGGUGGAAGGUAAAGACCCUACAAUAGUAAAAAGAAAACCGAGAAAAUCCCAGCAAUCAUAUGACCCUCAGUGAGCAAGCGCUUUGGUGAAAGUGGGAAGGAAAAACUCCCUUUUAAUAGGAAGAAACCUCCAGCAGAACCAGGUGUAGGGAGGGGCAGCAAUCUGCUGUGACUUUUUGGGAUGAGGGGAGGAAGACUGUGGAAGAAAAGCAGAAAUAUAAUAAUUAAUAUAAACCUGUGAAGUGUCCAGAACGUACUUACAGUUCUAAACUCACCUUUAUUGACUCACAUACAGUAUGCUCUACAUUACAGGAAGGCUAAUUUCUUAAAAAAAUAUAUCAUAUAUUAGUCUUAAAGGAAAAAAAAAUAAUGUUUUAAAACCAUGAAUAACCUGUGUUGUUAAUGUAGCUGCACUGUAGAUGUUCAGGACAUACACAUACAUAAAUAUUAACACAACCUUAUCUAAGUCUGAAAUCAUGGCACGCAGAUCAAAUCAAACGGCCUGUGUGAUCUGAAUCGCAAGCACUGAAGCAAUUUCAGUAGGCUGUCAGUGUGUCUGACGACAAGACGGUAUAUGUUGUUCCAAAUAAUGUCAAAAGUAAUCACAGGACACUGAGACCUCAAAACUCUGCCAACAGGGUGAGCGUGUAGAGUCUGGACAAUCGCUACUAAAGCACAGGAACACGAGGAGAAAAAAGGGGGGGAGACAUACAGCUUGGUUGAAUGUCAUUAUGUAGUUGCUGUGAACAAAGCCUAUUAGAAAACUGUAUUUGAGUAUAAUUAUUUGUAUCUGUCUUUUAUACAUUUCUCAUCAACGUACGCUACAGUAAAUUUGGUGGAUGACUUUAUAUAUAGAUAUUAGGUUACACUAUGAUGUACAGCUAUUCACAUGCCGUAUUCUAAUAAAACAGCAAUGCCAAAAUG